Teleopsis dalmanni is the source of this 2665-nucleotide messenger RNA. Its product is annotated as serine/threonine-protein kinase PRP4 homolog. The transcript has 7 exons. The record is from RefSeq and is a predicted model, not a curated record. Gene Ontology annotation, biological process: peptidyl-threonine phosphorylation; peptidyl-serine phosphorylation. Gene Ontology annotation, molecular function: ATP binding; protein serine/threonine kinase activity. NCBI's taxonomy places the organism in Eukaryota, Metazoa, Arthropoda, Insecta, Diptera, Diopsidae. The annotation marks the transcript as partial.
UUAUUGGGCACUAUUGGUUAUAUACUAGUUUUGCAUUCUAUUAAUUCAUAUUUAAAAAAAAGAAUCUAUUUCAAACAAUAAGAAAUUCAAUUUCGUGCGCUCAUAUUAGUUCAAAUAAGACUAAUCAGAAAUAAUUUAUUAUUAUAUAGUUUGAGAUGUCAAGUGAUGAAAAUAGCGACGACUUAAGUGCGUGCACUGAUAGCGAAAAACGUUCCAAACGUCUGUCCGGAUCACACAAAAAAUCGAAAAAACAUAAAAAGCAGAAGAAAUCUAACAAAACUGAAAAAUUUCAUAAGAGUCACAAGAAAUAUAAAAAAAGACGUAGACAAAGUGAAUCUUCAGAUAUGGCAUCUGAAGUUUCCACUACUAAGCGUACACCAGCCACUUUAAAUGAAAAAUUUGCGGAAAUAAUGCAAAAAGCCAGCAAGGAUACGACAAGUUUUCUACGUGUUGAACAACACGCCAAUGGUAAUAAAUUUAGUAUAACAAGACCUAAUAUGCAAACAGAUCCCAGUAGUUUAGUUGAAGAAAUUACUAGAACCAUACAAACCAAAGUCUUGCCUGUAAUGGAAGUUGGAAGUUCGGGUAGUGAUAGCGAAGUUCCAAAUGAUGAUGUUAGUCCCGAAGUGGCAAUAAUUGAAGACGAUCUUAACUUAGAAGACCUGAUGAAACAGAAAGCCUUACUACAAGCGCGCUUAGGUGCUUACAUGUCAGAAUCCGAGGGUGAGGAUAAACAUACAAAUUUAAUUGAGAAACAGCAAGACAGUGCACAGCAAAAUUUUGACAUAACUGUGGCAGUAGGAGCCAAGGAAAAGACUUCCAGCCCUUCAACUUCACAUAUUAGUAAAAAUAAUAAUAAAAUUUCUAAAUCAAAUUCUACUGAACCAGUUGUAAUAUUAUUGGAUGAUUCUAGUGGUCAUAAUACACCGGAAAGGCAACGCAAACCUCGUGUUAGCAGUAAUGAUACAAAGAAAGACCAACGUAUAAGUUCACCAAAACGGUCAUCAGCUCGCAAAGAGUAUGAAAAUGAAUACCAUAAACAGCGAAGACGUACACGAAGCCGAACACCACGGCGGGAAUUAGAUACAUAUAAAAAUCAACGAGAAAGUAGUCGAAGUCUUCAGCGUCGUGAACUUAUUGAUCAAAAUAGACAUAAAGAAGAUUUACGUCAGGAAAUUAAUCGUGAUAAGGAACGUGAAAGAAACAGCAGGGAGCGUGAACGCAAAGCAAGAGAAAAUAGGUCACGUUAUGAUGAUAGUUCUGUCAGAGGACGUGAUCGGGAACGUGAUAGAGAUAGGGGUAGAGACAGAGAAAGAGGUCGUGAUAGAGAUCGUUGGAAUCGUGAACGUUCACAUAGUCGUAGUAAAGAAGAAUCAGAUCGUCGACGCAAUGAACGUGAUCGCUUACAACGAGAGAGAGAAGAAAGGCGUAGUGAUCGUGAUCGUCCUCGUGUUCGUCCAGAUAAAUAUCGUGAUUCUCUUAGUGAAGGUCAAAACCAAAAAAUGAAUGAAUCGAGUAGCGACGGCGAACUGAAUUUAGAUAUAGAUAUAAAUGACGAAGAUGACGAUGAAGAAAAAAUUAUUGAGAUGCGGCGUAAACAACGAGAGGAGCUUUUAAAAAAAUUAAAAUCUAAUAGCGAUACUGAAGACGUAACAAAAGCUGAACCAAAUGAAAAGAAGGAUGUUAAGCCGCUCCCUAUAGUAACGAAAAGCGAAAAUAAAUCUACAAAUCUAGAGAACACAACAGAUAAGAUAAUAGAGUCUACUGAAGGUAACAAUGAGUCCGCAACAGGUGAGGGAAAAAAGCAACAAACUAAAAAUAGUGGUAAAGAAAAACGACCAGAGUGGGAUAUGUUUGCAGACCAAGAUGUAGAUUCAAAGUUCGAUUCACCAAAUACAAUUGUUCAUAACAAAAACCAAAUUGAAAACCCGGCACUUACUGAUAAUUGGGACGAUGCAGAAGGAUACUAUCGCGUGCGUAUUGGCGAAACAUUAGAUAAUCGUUACACAGUUUCUGGCUACACAGGUCAAGGUGUAUUUAGUAAUGUUGUAAGAGCACGUGACCAGGCACGUGGAAAUGCUAAUGUUGCUGUUAAAAUCAUACGCAAUAAUGAAAUAAUGCAUAAAACGGGUUUACGAGAAUUGGAGAUACUAAAAAAACUAAACGAUGCAGAUCCAGAAGAUCGCUUCCACUGCUUACGCUUGUACAGGCAUUUUUUUCAUAAGCAGCAUCUCUGUAUGGUUUUUGAACCACUUGCUAUGAAUCUACGGGAGGUCUUGAAAAAAUAUGGUAAAAAUGUGGGACUGCAUAUAAAGGCAGUUCGUAGUUAUACUCAGCAAUUGUUCCUUGCACUUAAACUACUUAAAAAAACUGGAAUACUACAUGCCGAUAUUAAACCGGAUAAUAUAUUAGUGAACGAAAACAAUUUAAUUCUGAAACUUUGUGAUUUUGGAUCGGCAUCAACUAUAAAUGAUAAUGAUAUCACACCCUAUCUGGUUUCGCGUUUCUAUCGUGCGCCCGAAAUAAUAUUGGGCAUACCGUAUGACUACGGCAUAGAUAUGUGGUCAGCUGGUUGUACUAUAUAUGAGCUAUAUACUGGUAAAAUAUUGUUUAGUGGCAAGAGCAAUAAUCAAAUGCUAAAAUACUUUAUGGAUCUUAAAGGUGC